AAUCAGUCUUCGUCUAUCUCGGCAUGAAGUAUAGUGUGUGAUAAAUCGAUUUAAGCGACAAGUAGUUAUCACGUUUUUUUAAACAUAUUUCUGUUAUAUUGCUUUAUUUUACGUGAAGUGAUCUUAUUUAUAAAUUUAAUUAUUCUCUCGAGCCAAGAUGUUUGACAAGAGUGUUAUUGUAGCGGUAUUUCUAUUAGGGGCGGCCUGGGCACAGUUGGACGCUGACCAAGAACAAGCCGUGAACACAGCCUUAGAGAACCUGCCUCCGGAACUCCAGGGCAAGGUGGACAAGACUCAACUUGAAGAAAUCAAGAACAAAUCUGCAGCAGCAUUUAGGGAAAAGUGUGACAAGAAUGGAGGACCCGAUGCUUUUGGAAAUGCUGAGAAAGCGUUCAUAAAUUUGAAAUCGUGCAUGGAGGGCCUGGUGGUAACGAGCGAGCUGGAAAAAGAAAUCGAGGCUGCUAAACCCAACGGCAAAAUGGACGAGGUCUUUAAGAAGUAUUGUGCCAAGAAGCCUCAGUUCAAGGAGUGCUUCAAGGUGGCAGUGGAGUCCGCCAGGCCGUGCUUCUCCAGCGAUGAACAGAAGAAUUUGAAGAUAGUCUAUAAUGUCACUGAGCAGCUGGCCGAGUUCGUCUGCUUCAAGGAUGGCGACAGGAUUGCGCUGUUCAUCGCGGAGGGCGGUGUGGACUGCAUGCAGGCGCAGAAAGAAGCCAUCCAGAACUGCACCAACGAGGCGCUCGGCCCCAACGUGCAGCUGAACGCUGACAUCUCCGCAGACUCCAUACCCGAAAUCAAAUUUACUAAUAAGGAGUGCGGGCAGCUAACAGAGCUGCAGCAUUGCGUGGUGCGCAAGCUGGAGACGUGCGAGCAGCCCACCACGGCCAACAUCGUCGAGUCGCUGUUCAAGUUCAUCCGCAAGGCCACGCCCUGCAAGGAAUUCACCGUGAGUAAUAAGGAGUGCGGGCAGCUAACAGAGCUCCAGCAUUGCGUGGUGCGCAAGCUGGAGACGUGCGAGCAGCCCACCACGGCCAACAUCGUCGAGUCGCUGUUCAAGUUCAUCCGCAAGGCCACGCCCUGCAAGGAAUUCACCGAACAACAGGCUAGCCCAAGGAGUGGUACUGUUGAUGCUGCUACUGACAAAAACAAGCCAGGGUCGGCUAACGGGCUCGCUGUGACGUCACUCACUCUUGCGAUGGCGGCAGUUACUUUUCUCGUCUAACCUGUACUACUGGGA
Molecule: messenger RNA, 1234 nt
Organism: Cydia amplana
Lineage: Eukaryota; Metazoa; Arthropoda; Insecta; Lepidoptera; Tortricidae
Product: 27 kDa hemolymph protein-like
Exons: 9
Coding region: 158-1219 (353 amino acids)
Source: RefSeq, a predicted model, not a curated record